Aspergillus steynii IBT 23096 is the source of this 621-nucleotide messenger RNA. RefSeq names its product Rab family GTPase srgA (gene srgA). Gene Ontology annotation, cellular component: plasma membrane; endosome. The transcript is spliced from 3 exons. Bases 1 to 621 code for a protein of 206 amino acids. NCBI's taxonomy places the organism in Eukaryota, Fungi, Ascomycota, Eurotiomycetes, Eurotiales, Aspergillaceae. Gene Ontology annotation, biological process: protein localization to plasma membrane; regulation of exocytosis; protein secretion. Gene Ontology annotation, molecular function: GTP binding; GTPase activity. The record is from RefSeq and is a predicted model, not a curated record.
AUGGCCGGUACAAGGAAUUAUGAUUUCUUGAUCAAAUUGCUCCUGAUUGGGGACUCCGGCGUUGGAAAGUCAUGCUGCCUUUUGCGAUUCAGCGAGGACUCUUUCACGCCAUCCUUCAUCACUACUAUCGGGAUUGACUUUAAGAUCCGUACGAUUGAGCUGGAUGGCAAGCGCGUUAAGCUUCAGAUAUGGGACACCGCUGGACAAGAACGCUUUAGAACAAUCACAACUGCAUAUUACAGAGGAGCAAUGGGGAUUCUUCUUGUCUAUGAUGUCACAGACGAACGAUCAUUCCAAAAUAUCCGUACGUGGUUCUCAAACGUUGAGCAACAUGCCAGUGAAGGCGUGCAUAAGAUCCUCAUCGGCAACAAAUGCGACUGGGAAGAAAAACGAGCAGUGUCAACCGAACAAGGACAGCAGCUUGCCGAUGAGCUUGGGAUCCCCUUCCUCGAGGUCUCGGCCAAGAACAACAUUAACAUCGAGAAAGCUUUCUACGAUCUCGCUUCAGAAAUAAAGAAAGGCAUGGACACAUCAAAGGCGGAGCAGGCUGGCCCGCAGGGUGUCAAUAUAGACCAACAAGGUUCCGGGCUGAAUGGCAACACCGGGGGUAAAUGCUGCUGA